Messenger RNA from Colletotrichum navitas, 874 nucleotides. RefSeq lists its product as uncharacterized. The coding region runs from base 196 to 729 and encodes 177 amino acids. The record is from RefSeq and is a predicted model, not a curated record. NCBI's taxonomy places the organism in Eukaryota, Fungi, Ascomycota, Sordariomycetes, Glomerellales, Glomerellaceae. The transcript has a single exon.
CCCCCCCCCUCCUUCCUCCCUUUUUUUCCUCUUCGACGGUGUCGAUCUCGCCGGUGCCGUUCCCCUAAGAAUGAUGAAGUCAUCCAAUUGUUCAUCACUCAAACGGGACGAGGCAGAUCAGUUCGUUCGGACGAUGGGACUUCCUGGUGCGCGUGGUCCUGGAUUGCCACCACCCCCCAAAGAGAUGAUGCUGUCAUGAUUUGCGGCGAGGGGCGGCUUGGCAGAUCGGCAAGGGGGAGGUCAACGAUGCGGCUCGGCCGGCUUGAUUUGACAUUUGGCGAUCGGGGUUGCGGAUCGGUGUAUUCGCCUCAAUGCUCGUCAUGGUUGAGCUCAUCCAUAUUCCGCGGUGUCCGUCCUUGUCGCAGUCGUUUGACCGUGCGGUUGGGAGCCGUGAGCGAUGCUCGCAUCGUUGGCUGUUGGGCGGCCGUUGUUGUUACCGGCCGGUCAUCGAUGCCGCCGGAAUCAGUGCGCAAUGGUUCUCUUGCCCCCACACACACAUCUCGUCGUCCGCCAUCGCCCGUUCAAUGUGAGCGCGGAAGCCCGGGGCCCCGGGUCCGGUCCGGCAUCAGCUUAUCGGACGAGUGGGGACACCGGUGCGUGCCGGGCCACGGCCACCAACGGCUUCCUGGGUUCCGUCGAAACAGUCAUAUUCGGGUUAUUUCUGAUGUACAUCGUUGUCUUCCUUGGCUCCCUAUGUAUUUCUGUGACCCCUUAUGGCCGUGGCCAUGAGUUGUACUGGAUGGGGCAUGGAUCCUCGAGGGCUAGAUGCCACGCAGGUUGACAGCGCCAGAUCAAUACACUGGGCCGAGUGCUUCCGAGCCCGAUAGUACUUACUGCGUUAACUGUGCCCGACUCAAGCUCAGAUGGCCCCGUG